UUUGUCAUCAUUUUUGUUCAAGUAAUUCAUUCAAACAGAAAAAAAUGUUGAAAAUUUAUCAACCACAAUCAUCACUGGUCAUCACUAUUUGGACCAAAAUGAUAAGAUUAUUUUUAUUAAUAACAUUAUUACUGUCAAUCAUAACGAUUGUAAAUGGUCUACAACAAUCAUCUACAACGGUAACCUCAUCAUCAUCGGAUGAUGAUUCUGAUCAAAUGACCGAUCAAAUGAAACAAAUGCGUCGUAAUGAAGUAUCGAAAGCAUUAUUAUUGUUGAAAAAACAUUCAAUUGUUGGUAGUAAUGCAAAAAUUGUAUUGAAAAAUAAUGGCCGACAUUUAUUAGUGGAUCCAAGUGAACGAAUACGUAUUGUAUCGAGUCAUUUAUCGAAAAAAUCAUCAUCAUCAUCAUCAUCAUCAUCACCGAAAUCAUCGAAAUCAUUCAAAUCAUUGAAUCAUAAAAAAGAAAGUCAUAAUAAAAUUGAAAAACAACGAACAAAAAAAUCAAGCCGUACUAAUCGAAAAGCAUCAACCACUAAUAAUGCCUCAUCAUCAUCAUCAUCAUCCAAUUCAAAGGAUCAAUUAAGCAAGGCUUCAAGAUCAAUACCGUCAAUUAGUGUGGAAAGUGUACAACGAAACAUAAUGAGAAGAGCUGCAUCAAAAUCACCAACAGUAAUCGAUUCAUUAAUGGGACAACAUAUGUUGAGAGAUAUAACAAAAAUUGUAACAACAAUCAUACAUAAUAAACAAGCAAGUUCAUUAGUUGAAUUAAGUGAUCUAAUCACUGAAACAUUGAAUGAACGUUAUGGCCAACAUUGGCAUACAAUAUCGGUGGCAAGUCCAAAAGAAUUUCCAAAAUCCGAAGCAACAUCAUCAAAUCAUGAGAUAUUGAUCGAUACAAUAUUAUCGAAUCAAAAUCAAUUAGAUUCGUUGACACAUGUGGCCGUUGAUGAUCAUCAAAAAUCGGCAAUUUUCUAUGUUACAUUUGAUUUUGGACGAAUGUUACGGAUAUUUAUUUUCAAAUAA
Molecule: messenger RNA, 1022 nt
Organism: Dermatophagoides farinae (American house dust mite)
Lineage: Eukaryota; Metazoa; Arthropoda; Arachnida; Sarcoptiformes; Pyroglyphidae
Source: RefSeq, a predicted model, not a curated record